Molecule: messenger RNA, 2003 nt
Organism: Ilyonectria robusta
Lineage: Eukaryota; Fungi; Ascomycota; Sordariomycetes; Hypocreales; Nectriaceae
Exons: 3
Coding region: 44-1765 (573 amino acids)
Source: RefSeq, a predicted model, not a curated record
CGUCAUCUUGCUUACGCCGCAUUCCGCCCUGUUUGGCAAGAAAAUGGCUUCAAUGCAUGGUCGUGAAUUAUUAUUUCUUUGUUGCCAAUCCGAUCCACGUCGCUCCGACGACGGGCAGCUGAAUGCCGAGGCACGUGCUCAUGUUUCGCGGCAAGCUAGGCUCAAGGCAACACGGCGGCCAAGAGACCUCAAGUUCAUAUCUUACUCUCCCGAAACAAUUCACAGCCGCAAAGGGUCUGGACCGACCAAAGAACCUAUCGAGGCCCAGGACGGGACUGCCAGCAACGACCAGCCCUUGGUCAUUGAACCCCACCGUGGUCAUGCCGCUUUUCCGCCAAGCCAACGCAUCCCACCAAGCCCAGCCGCGGCUGGCGCCAUGGAUCCAUUCGACUCUCUCGCUGUUCCAGAACCGACACGGGAUGAACAAUUCCUGCUUCAUUACACAUUUAGCAGGACGCUACCGGCGUUUGGAGAGUCAGAUCUUGACAAGCAUUGUAUAGCGCGGUCAUGGAUUUCGCAAACCAUGGAAUCCCCCGUGGUAUUCUAUACUCAGAUAUUAGGCUCAUCUACCCAUUACCUGAUUUCCUCCCCAGCCGCCGACACGCAGAAUCGUAUCAUCGCAUUGGGACUACGAAGGAAGAUCCAGGCCAUCCAGGCACUGCGGACUAAAAUAGAGCAGUACCAACCUGGUUCUUCCGAGGUCGACCACGGCCUAUUUCUCGCCAUCUUCAUCCUCGCCAUUCACGGGAGUUUCGACCGCUCGGAUCGGCCGGAGCCACACCCGUUGUCGCCCUUAGCUACCCACCGCGAUAUGAAUGUCUACGGCCGAAUGGCUUUUGGUGAGGAACACAUUAAUGCACUCUACUAUCUGAUCGAGCAGAAAGGCGGAUUAUCAUGUCUCGAUCAGCACACCUUCGGAUAUGUUCUACCUCUCUUUGAUAUAGUUCACAGCUGUCGGACAGGGUCCCCGCCUAGGUUCUCAUGUCCGCGUCAGCUGGAAUCAAUGCUCCACGGAGGUCUAUGGAAGCCUGACCCAGAAGCGAUCCAAAUGCUCACAACCCUGGGCGAGUGUUUCCGUCCAGGCUCAGAUGGAUCAUGGCCCGUCUAUCUUGACCGCAAGAUGGUCAAGCCCCUCCAAGUGAUGGCCGACAUCACCGUAGCCCUCGACCAUUACUGCCGCGGCGGACAAGGAGCUCCGGCAUCGCUUAACGUACUGCUCAACAACUGCGACUGGGUGGCCCAUACCAUUCUUUCAAUAGCUCCGUACACACGACUAGCUGCGUCCGGAGAUAGCCCAGACCAGGGCUCAAACGCCAGCAUCACUACGUCCCUUUAUGAGAUUUGCCGACUAUGUGCCCUUCUUUACGUGGACAUGGUCAUUCUUCCGACACCACCGCACACAGGAAUCAAACUUCGUCACUCGAAGAGAAUGUUACGUUUGAUAGAGAAUAUACAGCAGGAACAUCCCACCGAGGACCCUCUCGUCACCGAUUUUUUGACUUGGGCCACAGUCUUGGGCGCCAUCUCUGCGAAAUUCACCAGGCUUCAGGUUCCGUAUCUCAAUCACAUCGAAACGAUUGCACGGAACACAGACUGGGAUACGAUCCAUCCGCGGCUGAGAAGAUGCUUGUGGUUUGGCCCGGUUUGCGACGGUCCAGCUUCCACACUUUGGUUUGAAGCUAGGCAAUGGACAGAUCGGGUUGCUCCCAAACCAAACCUAGGAAGCGACCGCCGGGCUGUUUCACGAUAUGAUAAAACCAUUUAAGCGGAAGAGCUCGGCGUCCCUCGCUGUUACCAGGUAAGACCGCGGGAUAUGAAUGAUGCAAAUUGAUAGGGUGCUCGACAGCCAUUCUACAUGGAUAGACCGACCUCAAACGCAGCAACAACAACCUUGGCACCAAGGGUCUACUUAUUCACCUGAAUAUUUCUGGAUUCUGGUUGCCCUUAUCGCUUAGUCUCGUAUAGAGUGAUUUCUUCUACCUCCUACUUAGUAACCAAUCGCU